Acanthisitta chloris (rifleman) is the source of this 501-nucleotide messenger RNA. RefSeq names its product transmembrane protein 97 (gene TMEM97). The record is from RefSeq and is a predicted model, not a curated record. The transcript is spliced from 3 exons. Gene Ontology annotation, cellular component: endoplasmic reticulum. The coding region runs from base 1 to 501 and encodes 166 amino acids. NCBI's taxonomy places the organism in Eukaryota, Metazoa, Chordata, Aves, Passeriformes, Acanthisittidae.
AUGUCCCCAGGAUCCUGCGGGGAUAUCCCCCCGAGGCCCUGCUGGACUGUCCCCGGUCCUGCUGGGAUGUGUCCCCAGGAUCCUGCUGGGAUAUCCCCCAGGGCCCUUCUGGACCUGUUGCAGCAGUAUGCGACCUCCUUCAGAGACCCCAUGAUGCUGCAUCCCCCCGAGUGGUUCAAGGCCUUCAUAUACUGCGAAGCCUUUUUGCAGCUGCCGUUCUUCCCCGUGGCCGCGUACGCCUUCCUCAAAGGUGGCUGCAGAUGGAUCAGGACUCCUGCCAUUAUCUACUCCACCCACGUAGCCACCUCUCUGUUUGCUAUCCUGGCCCACAUCCUGUUCCACGACUUCUCCAAGUCCGAGCACGCGGGGCCUCGGACGCUGCGCGAGCGCCUUGUUCUGCUCUCCAUUUACCUGCCGUACCUGCUGAUCCCCCUUCUGAUCCUGUUCACCAUGCUCUGCAACCCCCACUACAAGCACGUGGAGAAGAGGAAAAGGAAGUAG